Messenger RNA from Sorex fumeus (smoky shrew), 1629 nucleotides. It is a transcript of the gene STING1, whose product is annotated as stimulator of interferon response cGAMP interactor 1. The transcript is spliced from 7 exons. Gene Ontology annotation, cellular component: autophagosome; endoplasmic reticulum membrane. NCBI's taxonomy places the organism in Eukaryota, Metazoa, Chordata, Mammalia, Eulipotyphla, Soricidae. Bases 312 to 1448 code for a protein of 378 amino acids. Gene Ontology annotation, biological process: autophagosome assembly; activation of innate immune response; positive regulation of macroautophagy. The record is from RefSeq and is a predicted model, not a curated record. Gene Ontology annotation, molecular function: 2',3'-cyclic GMP-AMP binding; cyclic-di-GMP binding.
CUUCUCAGACUCCCCCCUCAACCCUGGGGUGUGACUUGCCAGGACCUUGGAGGAGAGCCCUCCCAUUACACCCCCGGGUGGGGUGGGGAGGCGGGACACUUCCUCCCUUGUGCUGAGCUGCCGUGCAGGAAACUUCACUUGUUUUCAGUGUCUCGUUGUCAGGCUGCCGGAGCACCCCAGAGCCGUGCACUGGGUUUUUCCUCCCUGCAUCUCUCAGGAAGCUCCCACAGUCUGAGCGGUAGAAGGUAGGGGUAGAAGGUAGGGUGUCCUUCCAGAGCCCCCCCCAGGCCAAGGUCCCCAAGGACUCAGAGAUGCCUCACGUGAGCCUGCACCCGUCCAUCCCGCGGCCCAGAGCGCACCGGGCCUGGGUAGCAGCCGUGGUACUGCUGGCGGCCAGUCUGAUGGUGCUCUGUUAUAAAAACUGGAAUAACCGGAGUUACUGCAUCCACGCGCUGCAGGAGCUGCUGUGCCACCUGGCUUUCCAGACGCUCUUUCAAGGUUUCUGCUCUCUGGCUGAGGAGCUGUGCCACCUCCACUCCAGAUACCAGGACAGCUAUUGGAAUGCCGUGAAAGCCUGCCUGAGGUACCGCCUCCACUGGUAUUUGGUCCUGGCACUGUUGUACUUCUUUUUGUGGAUCUUUGAGUCCCCGAAGUCCCUCAUGCAGACAAUUGCCUUUCUGGGCCUCUCACAGGCUCUGCACAUCAUCCUAAGAAUCCAGGACUUGUCCCCUGCGGAGAUCUCCAAGGUCAGUGAAGAAAGGAAGUUCAACGUGGCCCACGGGCUGGCCUGGUCCUAUUACAUCGGGUACCUGCGGCUGAUCCUCCCAGGACUUCGGGCCCGGAUCCAAAAGUACAAUCAGCUCCACAACAACCUCCUUCGGGGCCCAGCGAGCCAUCAGCUCUACAUCCUCUUCCCAUUGAAUUGUGGGAUUCCUGACGACCUGAGUGUGGUGGACCCCAAUAUUCGUUUCCUUCAUGAGUUGCCCAGUCAAACUGCUGACCGAGCUGGUAUCAAACACCGCGUCUACACCAAUAGCGUCUAUGAGAUUUUGGAGAAUGGCGUGCGGGUAGCCACAUGUGUCCUUGAGUACGCCACACCGCUGCAGACGCUGUUCUCCAUGUCCCAGGAUAGUCGAGCCGGCUUCAGCAGGGAGGACCGGCUGGAACAGGCCAAACUCUUCUGCCGCACACUUGGGGACAUCCUGGAUGAUGCCCUCGAGUGUCAGGACAACUACAGCCUCAUCAUCUACCAGGAUAAUGCGGAAGAGAGCUUCUCCUUGUCCCAGAAGAUUCUGCAGCACCUGCGGCAGGAGCAGGAGAAGGUCCCUGUGUGCAGUGAGGGGACUUCAGGGGUGACUGGGACCCCCACCUUAUCCCAAGAGCCCCAACUGCUCAUCAGUGACCUGGAAGACACUGACCAACCCCGUCCGCUGCGCUCCGACAUCUGAGGCCCGGGUCCCCUUCCUGAUUUCAGACUGGGGCUUCUUCAGUGACUGCAGGCCUGCAUGGGGCCCUUCUGAAGAGACCACCUCUGGGAGAUGGGUUUGUCACCCCUAUCUCUACUUCCAUCAGGAGGCUGUUAUGAAGAUUGUGACUGUGGGCACUUCCUGUACCUUCUACUGCCACAUA